ACAGAGACUUGCAAACAGAUGAAAGGAAUGUUAGCAGAGGUGUAAGUUUGCAGAACAAACUUGCUGUAUGUACGGAUACUUUCCCCCUUGACUUUGCUGGCUUUCCCUUGACCAUGAAGGAAAUUCAAAUGAGACUUCUUGGUGCAUUGGUGCUGGUUGCACUACUACACCACCACCAGAGCCAUGCUUUAUCACGUAGUACAAGUGAUGCCAAAAACAAAAAUAAGGAACUCAAUAAAAAAACAGCAUUACAUCGCCAAAAGAGGGACUGGAUUAUUGAUACCUUCACACUCCGAGAAGAGCUUCCUGGACCCUAUCCAAUGCUAGUUGGCACGGUGCAGUUGGAGGAAGAAUUUCAGCUGCAGUACAAGCUGCAAGGGAAAGGAGUAGACGAGGAUCCCAAAGGACUUUUCCAUAUCAACGAAGACACUGGAUCAAUUUACGUUCAUCAGAAAAUUGACUAUGAACAAACCUCUCUGUUUCAGUGGAAGUUCAACGCCAUCAACAAAACUACCAGGAAAGUGGGUACAAGACUCGGCAUUCAUCUGAAGAUCCUGGACAUCAAUGAUAAUGCCCCAGAGUUCAAAAACAAGACUUUUCACGCCUCUGUUAAUGAAAGCGCUGUGCAAGGUAAUACAGUCUUCACAUUGCUGGCUUACGACAAGGACAGCGAAAACAGUCCCAACUCACUGGUUAGCUAUUUUAUCCUGUCUCAGACGCCCACCGACCCGAAUGUGGAGUUCACCGUAGACCAGGACAAGGGGUUCAUCUCAUUCAAGGGUUGUCUAAGUUAUGAGACUAAUAGGAGGUACAGGCUGAUGAUUGAAGCAAAAGACAAAGGUGUGCAGAUACAGCUGAGCAGCACCUGCGAGGUCCAUGUGACUGUGUUAGAUAGAAACACCAACGCUCCAAUAUUUUCAUCACCAUCUCUACAGACCUCCAUACCGGAACAUGAAGCCAAUUUGACCAUCUUGAGAUUUGGAGUAACUGACAGUGAUACACCAUUUACUUCGGGGUGGAGAGCCGUGUACUCCAUUAUUGAAGGAAACAAUGAUGAUAACUAUGAGAUAACAACUGACCCGCAAACAAAUGAAGGCAUUCUUACUGUGGUGAAGCCCUUGGAUUAUGAAGAAAGAACCAAAGACAUCCUUUCCAUAGCAGUUUCAAACGAGGAGCCAUUGUAUAGCUGCAAAGUCAAGCAGAAGCCUAGAAAAGGCCUGUGGGAGAUAGAAAUGGACAAGGGUCGGACAGGACAGUCAGCGGCGCAGACUGGUUCAAUAAAUGUAGAUAUCCAGGAUGUGAAUGAUGCUCCAGUGUUUAAGCCACAGACAAUCCUAGUCAGUCUGGUAGAGCAUUCUAUUACACCAGGCACUACACUGACAACAGUGGAAGCCAAGGACCCGGACAUAGUAGCAACAAAUAAAAUCAAGUAUCGUUUACUAAAUGACACUGGAGACUGGCUGUCUAUUAACGAAGACACUGGCGUUAUCACAACUAAGAAAGAACUGGACCGGGAGUCACACCAUGUAAUCAAGAGCAAAUAUAUUGUGAAAGUUCUGGCUGUGGAUGAUGGGGUCCCCCCAAUGACAGGUACAGCAACUCUGCUUAUAAACCUGAAGGACAUUAAUGACAAUUCCCCGAAUCUAGAAAGUGCGUACCUAACAACAUGUGAGAAUGAAGAGGAGGCUUUUCUUUUAACACCCAUCAUUGACAAGGACUUGGAACCCUAUUCCGGCCCAUUCUAUGUUAAUGUGUUGGACAAAGACCAUGACAAGAAGCCACUCAAACUGAUAAACUACGAUGAUGAUAUAAUCAAAGUUAAGAAGGAGAAAGAUGCGUACCAAGGAAAUCACACUUUACACCUUGAGAUCUAUGACCUGCAAGGAAAAGUCUCCCACCAGAACCUGACAGUGUAUGUGUGUGACUGCUUAGGUGGCGAUGCCUGCGUUGAAAAAAUGCAAGCCCCUCCGACUCUUAGUGGGGGAGCAAUCGCACUGUUACUACUGGCUCCUAUAUUAUUUCUUUUGCUUUGUUUCCUGCUGUGCAAAAUACAAUUUGCUAAAGUCAUGAUCCCAGUUGAAAAUGAGCCUCUGAAUUCAAUCAUGGUGUACAAUGAAGAAGGAGGAAACAAGGACUGUGAGGCUUCCGCCAUCAUUCCUGACAUAGGAAACAUGGCUGACUUUGCAAGCAAGGAGGAAAUAGACAGCAAUUUUCACAGAUCCAGCACCAGGAGGGCCUCGGCACCUGCACCAGGGCACAAUAAAGUUAGAGUUGCACGCUCAAACAGUAUACAGGUGCAAAGCAAUGGCCAUGCCGGAAACCAAAUAGUAGCAGGGACGGCCUUUGAUCGAGCUAACAGACGACGACAUUCGAGCUAUCACAGGGAAAACUAUCACAGGCAGAGAAGAUAUGGCCACGUCAAUCGCAACCAUUCCUUAAGGCAUACCUCAAUUAGACAAUACUCUUCUGUGACUGCCAGUAGCCUUUCCCUGCAAAGAAAACCACUGAAGACCCUGGAGUCUGCUUUACUACAGAAGCUCAGUGCCAAUAUGAAUGAAACAGAACUGUACCAGCCUCGGGUGUAUGCAGAGGAAGGGGAACUUUCUAGGGUGUGCUCUUUGGACUCCAUUAGCAUCUCGGGAAGUAGUGUCCAUCUGUCAAGCCUUCAAAAUUUUGGAUCCAAGUUCAACAUUCUGGAGAGUAUUUGUGAACACCAUAUGAACCUCCCAAAAACUGACCCUAAAACAGAAGGCUUUAGUCUACAGAGUCAGCAAGUAUAGUUUGUGUGCCAGAAGAUAUUAUAAGGCAGCAUGUAUAUAAACUCAAAACAAAUCCAAGAAAGCUAACUCUCUCUAGGCAGUUAAAAUGACUUAACCCGGCCUAUAAAAUGUUUGCUUUUUCUAUGCAGCCAGUUAUCCAUUAAUGUCCUUGAUGCAAUAUCGGGAGCCUCCUAAUACAGGUCUGAACUCUGGCUGACCUUCCAAGAACCUGUUCCACUCAACAACCAGCACAUGGAAUGAGACACUACCAUAUUUACACAUGCAAAAAGGACUUUAGAUAUGUAGUGACUUUAAAACCUGUUCUGAAUAUUCUAUUCAUUUCAUCAUGCCCAUCCAUUGACAGCCUUUGAAAUGUUAGACUUGGGAACAGUAUAACUGGAACAGGUAAUUGCAUUUAAACAAAUCUUCAGGAUUUUACAGUUACCCGAAUGUCUUCUGGAAAGAUAAAUGAAUGAACAAGUGCUGAAUCUUUUCAAACUCUCUGGUGUAAGUGGCUGCAUAUUCAAAGUUCUGCACUCUAAUGUAAGUGAAGUAGCCCAACUAAUGGACUCACAACUCUUAUCUUCAAGAUAUACUUUGCAAACUUUGAAAAGCAACAUUCUCCACAUGUAAGGAAAAUCUGGAGUGUCUUAUGGAUUUACACUGAUGGAAUCUCAGUUUGUACAAACAUUAGUGUAUACUUCUAUAAAUAGCAUGCAUUAUGUAUUCUCAGGGAAUAAUGAAAGGUGAUUGGCUUAUAUUGGACUUGGCAUUGGGGUUAGAGCAAGAUUUUUAAAAGGGGGUUUCCAAAUUUGUAAUUUACUCAAAUGCUUACUAUCCAUGUACAUGCUCUACAAAUACUGCAUAUGCAUUUCAAACAAACAAUCAGUAUGUCAUUGAAAAGCCUAUAUUUAAGAUGUGCAAAAAACAGUCCUGCAAGCAGUAUCUUUGGGGCAGUGUGGGAGCGGUGUAUACACCACUCCCACACUGUCCCUGCUCAUUGAAAUGAAUGGGAACCACUGCCGAAAUGCCUGAAAAGUGCUUUGGAAGCACCGCACAACAGGGGCCUACAUUUAUGAAGAAAUUCGAUUUUUU
Messenger RNA from Rana temporaria (common frog), 3854 nucleotides. Its product is annotated as cadherin-like protein 26. Gene Ontology annotation, molecular function: calcium ion binding; cadherin binding. Bases 114 to 2780 code for a protein of 888 amino acids. Lineage: Eukaryota; Metazoa; Chordata; Amphibia; Anura; Ranidae. Gene Ontology annotation, biological process: cell-cell junction assembly; calcium-dependent cell-cell adhesion; adherens junction organization. Gene Ontology annotation, cellular component: plasma membrane; catenin complex; adherens junction. The record is from RefSeq and is a predicted model, not a curated record. The transcript has 20 exons.